Impatiens glandulifera is the source of this 1405-nucleotide messenger RNA. Its product is annotated as probable L-cysteine desulfhydrase, chloroplastic. The record is from RefSeq and is a predicted model, not a curated record. Lineage: Eukaryota; Viridiplantae; Streptophyta; Magnoliopsida; Ericales; Balsaminaceae. The transcript has a single exon. Bases 1 to 1341 code for a protein of 446 amino acids.
AUGGGCUCUCAUCACCAAAACAAGUUUGACCUCAACGGCAGCGAUGAAUCUGCCAACAAAAAGCUCAUAACCGAUGCAGAAAUUUGUUUUGAAUUCUCCCACCAUCGCCAGGACGUUGCCCGCAUCAACAAUGGAAGCUUCGGUUCCUGCCCCGCCUCCGUGAUUGCCGCUCAGAAGAAAUGGCAGCGUCAAUACCUCCAACAUCCCGACAAUUUCUACUUCAAGCAGCUCAAACCCUCGAUUCUCCGUAGCCGUCAAGCGAUCAAGGAACUGAUCAACGCCGAAUAUGUCGACGAGGUGUCAAUCGUCGAUAACGCCACCACCGCUGCUGCUAUUGUCCUUCAACAGACAAGCCGGGCUUUCAUCAAAGGCAUGUACAGCAAAGGUGAUGCAGUAGUCAUGCUUCAUUACGCCUACGGCUCCGUCAAGAAAUCCGUUCAGGCAUACGUUACUGAUGUCGGCGGAAGAGUCAUCGAGGUUCACCUUCCUUUCCCUGUAAGCUCCAACGACGAAAUUAUUAAUGAAUUUAGGAAAGCCCUUGAAGAGGGUAGGUCAAAUGGUCUAAACAAAGUUAGGUUAGCUGUGAUCGAUCACAUAACAUCCAUGCCUUGCGUUGUUAUUCCCGUCAAAGAACUGGUUCAGAUUUGCAGAGAGGAGGGCGUUGAUCAAAUCUUCGUAGAUGCAGCCCACGCGAUUGGUUGCGUGAAUGUUGAUAUGAAAGAAAUCGGAGCUGAUUUCUACACAAGUAAUCUUUACAAAUGGUUUUUCUGCCCACCAGCAGCUGCUCUACUGUACAGUCGACGGAAGUCAGAUUGGGACUUGCACCAUCCGGUUGUUUCACACGAAUACGGGAAUGGGUUAGCGAAUGAGAGUGCAUGGAUUGGGACGAGGGACUACAGUCCACAGCUUGUGAUCCCAGAUGUGAUUGAAUUUGUGAAUAGAUUUGAAGGCGGGAUUGAAGGUAUUAGGAAGAGGAAUCAUACCAAGGUUUUUGAGAUGGCUGAGAUAUUGACUAAUGCAUGGGGUACUAAUCUCGGCGCCCCACCUGAAAUGUGUGCAAGCAUGGCCAUGGUUGGGCUUCCGGCUUGCUUGGAAAUUAAGAGUGAUUCUGAUUGUUUCAAGUUAAGGGCGCAUUUGCGGACUCACUUUGGUGUUGAGGUGCCUAUAUAUUACCAGGUGCCUCCUCUUACUAAGGAUGAUAAUGAAGAGGAUAAUUCUAUCAUAACAGGGUAUGCGAGAAUAUCUUACCAAGUCUACAACAUUGUUGAAGAUUACUAUAAAUUUCGAGAUGUAAUUAACAAACUGGUCAAAGAUGGAAUCACAUGUGAGCAGCUCUUAUAAUAAUAAAGACAAUCAUCAUUUGUGUAACAUCGAUGUUUAUGAAUAAAAUUGACAUGUAACAAAU